AUGUCUAGGUCUGAACACGACCAGGAACUCGAUUCCUUGUUUGUUGGGCCGAUACCCACCGGAACCAACAAGUUCGUUUUUGAAGCAGACCCACCAGAUCUGCGCCGGAUACCCUCUACCGAGAUUCUAGGCGUGACUGUCAUUCUAUUGACAUGUAGCUACGAUGAUCGAGAAUUUGUCCGCGUUGGUUACUACGUUAAUAAUGAAUACGAUUCAGACGAGCUGAACGCAGACCCCCCGCAAAACCAGACAUUGACAGGGGACACUGAAGACUCUGCCCCCGCUGAGUUCCCACCGGAGCAACCGGAGGCAGACCAAGUUGAGGACGACGGUGUAGCCUAUGGACAAGAGGAGGUCGAGCUCGAAGAAGGACUCAAGGCCGAACUUGCUGCCGAGGAAGCAAAGGCUGCAGCAGACGGUGAAGACGAAGACAUGGGUGGUGCUGACGACACCGCUGGAGCGAAGGACGAAGAUGAUUCAGACGCCGGCAGUGAGGAUCUUGAAGCAGAUACCAGUGGGAGCGAGGAAGAAGAUGAGGAGGAAGUGGAAGAAGAAGGCGAGGGCGAAGGAGAUGAGGAUAUGGAGAUGGGUGACGGAGCCUCCAACGAAAAAAAGCAGAAACUCAUAGCCCAACAGCAUAAUGCUGAGGUAAUGGUUCAUUGA
Molecule: messenger RNA, 663 nt
Organism: Bacidia gigantensis
Lineage: Eukaryota; Fungi; Ascomycota; Lecanoromycetes; Lecanorales; Ramalinaceae
Gene: ASF1
Product: Histone chaperone asf1
Exons: 2
Coding region: 1-663 (220 amino acids)
Biological process (GO): DNA replication-dependent chromatin assembly
Cellular component (GO): nucleus
Molecular function (GO): histone binding
Source: RefSeq, a predicted model, not a curated record